UCUCGGUUGUCAGAGGUGCGAAUAGAACGCAAGAAUCCAGCAACAAGCGGGGCAUCGUCACCCUUACGUACAGCUCCGAUCGUCUACCGCCAGAAUCGCACUGCUCACUUUGCGCUCGUCGGCGCAUCAAAGGCUGUGAACAUCGCGACCUAGCGCAACAUCAGAUUGUGCGUGCACUGUCCCUACAGACAACUAGCACUCUGCGCCCGCGAGAAGACACGCCCCCGUCAGAGACGGCGGCGGCAGAUACGAUCAUGGCCUCAGGCAGAGGCAGACGCGACCGGGCAGAGUCCAACAUGCCAAGGCGUGCGCCUCGCUGGGCUGUUCACUCAGAAGACGUGAGACUGGCUCAUGGCACGGACUACCAACCAUCUGAAGACUGCGAGUGGAGGACGUUGAUGAUCAAGGGCCAGCCGAUGACGCUGCGUGUGCUCCGGCUUGAUCGACACGCUGCCUGUACAUGCUCGUACAAGCCUGUACCUGGUCAGGACACCGUCUGGAAAACUGGCGUCAUCUAUGGCCUUACGGCGCCCUCANACGCCAUGAUCGAGGUGCGAUCUUUGCGUCUGCUAGCGUGUACGCUGAUGUCCUUUCUUCAGUGCACCAAGUGCAUGAACAAUGAUUGCCCACGAGCAGUAAGAACCCACAAAAAGNGCGGCGGCAUCCGAGACCGGUCGUAUUGGAUCACAGGCGACUUUCGUGCUCAGAAGCUCUUUUCAGUGGGCUCUGGCCUCGUAUUCACGCACGAGAUUCUGGACAGCUACCUGGCACAUAUGAUCACCAUGGCUACACCCUUCAGUGCCUUCCAUGCCAUGACAUCGUUGUUGNACGAAGCAUCGGAUCCGAUGGCCAAAUUCGUGUCGGCCAAGACUUUUGCAAGCGCAUUUCGGCGAUACAUGGCAUUCAACGACAUAGUGCGCAAUAUGAACGACAUGAAGUGCAGCAUCUGUGGCGACGAUCCAGAGGUCGUCAUUGUCGACGGAUACGCCGCAGGAUACGACAAGACGAGCGUGUCUGGUAAUCUACGGGCGCCAACAAGGGCCGAUCCGGGCAUUGUCUUUCCGGACGUCAAGGCUCCGACGAAAGGCUUGCAAUACGUCAGCGAUUACCACCUACGCUUGAGACUCCUGACGGCCUUUGUCGGCCAAGUCAAGGACAAGGAAAAGGCCUUGCCGUCUGCAGACAUGUUCCAAGAGGAUCUCGCUCGCUUGUCGAGAGUGAUCUGCCCUGAAGACCUGGCGAGGCGUCGACAUCGAGAGCAAGCAACACUGAACGCGAGUCUGACGGUCUUACAGCGCUACCUCGAGUAUCUGGCCGGCAUGACGGAGCAUCAGUGGCAAACCGACCUCGAGAUUAGGCCACAUCGUGACUUCAUCAUUCAAUUGCUCGGCCCUGGCUCUAUCCUUAGUUUCAUCACGUCCGAAGCUGCCAAACGACUCGAAAAAUGGUGCAUAGCUGCGCGGAACAGGCCCCAGGAAAUGCGGACAGAUCAAGCCGUGCGAUAUCGAGAAGCUCUCGCGCAGCAUCAGAGCUUCUUCGAGAAGGACUGUCCGGUGUUAGGCACGCUCUGUUCUAUCUAUGCGGCUAGUGGCAAGCGAGUGCUACCCUUCGAGCGCCUUCUGCACGACAUAUCCAAGCGGACGCUGUCUGCCUUUGAGAUGCUCAAGAACGGUCGUGAGGCAGCUCCGCCGACGCCGGAAGCGUUUGCACCUAUCGAUUCCCUGCGUACUGGUUCAGUCUACGGCCAACAGUAUCGCAAGAGGCCAACCUACAGCAGCCUANGACACGACCAGCGUAGUGACAGCAGCAAGAAGAAUUCCGCAGCAUCUAGACGAGUUGACAAUAACGAAGCGUCUACAGAAGCGAACGAUGGCGACCAGGACGCGUACGACGAAAGGCACUGCCAAAAGUUCUAUGACGAAUACAGGAAAGCAGGCUUGACUGGCGGCAUGCUCCUGGUCUGGUGUAAUCACCUUGUCUGCUACGGGUUCCACUUUAUCGAGACAUCGGAAGGCAGGAACGAUAUCUUCACGGCGCUUUACUGUUUCUUUCGCAGAGCGCCCAGAGUAGUCGUCUACGACUUUGCGUGUGCACUAGGGCCAUACUGCAUGCAACGCGAACCGGACUAUUUCAAGAAGACCCUGUUCCUCAUCGAUGAACUGCAUGCCAAGUCUCACACAAAGUGUACAUCGAAUGCUUUCCGUCAGCGUCACAAUGCGAACAACACGACUCGAGCGACCAGCCGCGCACGAUGCAAGCCUCGGGCUACUUUCAAGCAAUCGAAUAUCGUAGCCCUGUCUAAAGGGACCGUGCAAAGAUUCCAACCUGGCAGCUCCGAUGACGAAGCGGGCUGCUUCAGCGCGCAAUCCUCAGAACAUGCGAGCGCGAGCGACUCAGAGGAAGAUACGCUUGUCGAUGACCCUGUCGAAGAGGCUGCUCGACAAGAAGGAAUGGUUGAGCGCAACCGCAUCGAGCUCAUGCAAUUGAGCCGUACACCAUCUCCGAACACAUAAAGAUACAAGAGAAGACCCCUCUCGCACGUCGAACCAGCGAGCGCUNCGGGAAGCCUGU
Molecule: messenger RNA, 2571 nt
Organism: Mixia osmundae IAM 14324
Lineage: Eukaryota; Fungi; Basidiomycota; Mixiomycetes; Mixiales; Mixiaceae
Exons: 2
Coding region: 255-2513 (752 amino acids)
Source: RefSeq, a predicted model, not a curated record